This is a messenger RNA of Malus domestica (apple), 672 nucleotides long. RefSeq lists its product as uncharacterized. Lineage: Eukaryota; Viridiplantae; Streptophyta; Magnoliopsida; Rosales; Rosaceae. The record is from RefSeq and is a predicted model, not a curated record.
AUGGAAAACCCUACGGAAACACUCCCUGACCCCCAAAUCAACAGCCCAGAUCCCCCGAACAACCCAGAAGCCUCCGAACCCGAUCAUGUUCUUCUCGCCGAGCUCGACUCCCUCUGCCAGUUGCACCAGAGCCUGCUAUCGAAGGCGGCGGCGAUGGAGGAAGAGUCUAAUAUCAUCCGGAAGCAGAGAGACGACGCCCUGGCUCGCAACGUUGAGCUAAUUAAAGUCGUCGGAGAAAUUUCCGGCAAGAGGGACUCUUCGCGGCGAAAUUCAAAAGCUCGAAGAUUUUCUGAGAGAAAAGGAAGACGGGAGGGCAUAAUCGGAAUAAUCGACGGCGUCGGCGACGAAAAGGCUGAGAAUGGAGCUGAAGAAGCUGAGGGGGUUUGGGAGGAGAGUGCGGCAGUUGCGCGGCUGGCAGCUUCGGCGGAAGCGAAGGUGAGUGAGUAUAAAGAGCUGAGGAAGAAGGAGAAGGAGUUGGAGAAAAGCGUGGUGAGUCUGACAGAGAAGAAUAGGGAUAUCAGCAGCUUGCUGAGGGUUGCUCUGGUGGAGAAGGAGGCGGUGGAGAAGAAGUUGAAAGGAAACAGCGAGCAGAAGCGGGUGGCGCUUUUGCAUAUUGCGGAGAGGGGUUUGCAGAAAGUUGGGUUUGGGUUUAUAAUGGAGAGAGGGCGUUAG